UACAGCCCUCUGAAUUUUUUCUAGAUUUUUUCACCCCAGCUUACUGUAUGCCACUCACCCCCUCCUGAAGCACCCAUUCCCUUCCCCUUUGGAACUCAUGGACUCAAGAAAUGCCUCUGGGACCAACACCCUCGGUGUCUUCCGAGAGCAGGUCCAGCGCCUCACCAAUGAAAAUGUUCAGCUGCAAGACCGCAAUGAAAGGCUGUACGCCAGGCUCGGAGAGCUGCAGGAGAAGACUGGGCAGCUGGCCGGCUCAAAGACGGCACUGUCGUCGAGGCUAGUCCGCACUGAAGAAGAGAAACUUAAGAUUUCCAAGGACCUCAUCGAUGUCCAGAUCGAGAGCAACAAAAUGAGAGAGCAAUACGAGGAAGAACAUUUUGAAUUGAAGAGUACGAUCCUGGCUUUGGAGAAUCGUGUUCUGGAAGUUGAACUCCAUGGUGAGAAGACCACGGGGGAGCGUGACGCCUUGCGAGACCGGCUGCAUGCCUUAGAGGUGAACCGCAAGGAGUUGGCAGACGAGUACCUGGUUCUGAAGAGCAAUUAUCUGGCGUUGGUCAAGGAGCAUGAACAGGAAGUCACCAAGAAUGAAGAGCUGAGCCUAGAGUUACUCAACCUGGCGAGUGCUAAGAGUUCUCAUCCCUAUGGACAGAAUAACAGCCCCGAGGCCCGAGGCCAAACUACUGAGCCUUCUGCCGAACUGGAACGGGUGCGUGCUUUGGUUCACCGCCUCUCUGCUCGCAAAGUGAAGCCAGAAGACGUGGUUGCUUCAGAACACGAACGUCGGAAGUUAGAGAAAACGCUCUUUGGAAAUCAGGAUCGCAUCACAACAGAGAUGGAAACGAUGAAGGAAAUGUACAAUUCCCAGCAACGGAAACUGGAGGAAAGAAUGGUGGCCAUGGGCAAAGAGUUGCAGGAGGCCAAGAAAGCGAUUCGGAACACACAGCACAAGCUAGCAGAGCAGUCAGCGGUUGUCCUUACCUCCCAAAGCCAGCUCCAAGAGGUUGAAGCAGAGAAUUCUCGGCUUCAGCUGCAGCUGAAGGAGUUGAAUGAAGAGUACCGCUCGCGGCUUGUGCAGUAUAUUGCAGAUCUGGCGGCCUAUGUUGACAGCAAAUCAGUGGAGAAGGCAGGGACCAGUAAGGCACCGUCUGAGCCUGCUCACAUGAAGCGUUUCGUGGACAGCAUGCUGAAGGACAUCCGGGCUUCCCAUAAGUCUCGGGAGGAGCAGUUGGCUGGGGCUGCACGUGGCUACAAGAAACGCCUGCAGAACCUGGUCAAGAUACAUGAGAACCUAUUGAUUGCAUACAGGAUGCAGCGUGAACAGGUCCGGAUGCUGGGCAGUAACGAAACGGACCUUGGCCCUCCAGAACACCACCUUGCCAUCACGGAUGCUGAGUUGCUGAACAGCACCUCUCAAGAGCUGAACCGGCUGCGGGAAGACAAAGCCAGGCUGGAGGCUGAGCUACACGAAUUGCAGAUGAAGGUCAAGUUCAGUGAAAAUAGCGGAAGGACUUCACCUCGUCACAUGCUGAAUGAGGAGGGCUGGGCAGAUCUCAGGAAACAGCUUCGAGAGUUCACACACACUGUACAGGAAGAUCUGGAGAAGGAGAGGUGCCAGCUGCUAGCACGGGCAACGGUAGCAGAAGAGCAGGUUGCCGAACUGCACGAGUACGUGGAUAAGCACCUUGUGAGAUACAAGCAAGAGAUUGUGAGGCUGAGGAAACUCCUGGGAACAGACGGGCCCCGAGUGCUCAGUGCUGGAGCUAGUGACGCUCCACCGAUUUUGAGACCCAAAAGGAAUCUGAGCAACGACAUGUAGUUUCUGCAUCACAAAGCGAUGGGAAGGUGCCGCCAAGAACAUCCAUCGAGAGGACAAGCAGCUUAGUCUGCCGCAAAGUGAUGCUGGAGCUCUUACGUUUUGGACUCCAGGGCACGAGUGGUUCGAGAAAACCAUUUUUCAGUAUUUUUAAAUCCUGCCCUUUAAGGAGCUCUUAACGCUGUCUCCCCUCCCCAUUUAAGCUUCACAAUAGCCCUGGAGGUGGAGGGAGGUUAGAGUAAGAAGCCAUGAUUGGACCGAGAUCACCCAGUGAACUUCGAGGGUGAGUAGGGAUCUGAACCCGGGACUUCCUAGUAUAAGGAUAACAUUCUGUACAUUAGUAAAAAGCCCAGUAGCACCUUUAAGACCAACUUUAUUGUAGCAUAAGAUUUCGAGAACCGCAGCUCUCUUUGUCAGAUGCAUCAUCAGCUUUUGAGA
Eublepharis macularius is the source of this 2251-nucleotide messenger RNA. RefSeq names its product coiled-coil domain containing 78 (gene CCDC78). Gene Ontology annotation, cellular component: cytoplasm. NCBI's taxonomy places the organism in Eukaryota, Metazoa, Chordata, Lepidosauria, Squamata, Eublepharidae. The record is from RefSeq and is a predicted model, not a curated record. The transcript has 15 exons. Bases 98 to 1816 code for a protein of 572 amino acids.